Molecule: messenger RNA, 6002 nt
Organism: Malurus melanocephalus (red-backed fairy wren)
Lineage: Eukaryota; Metazoa; Chordata; Aves; Passeriformes; Maluridae
Gene: CUNH11orf16
Product: chromosome unknown C11orf16 homolog
Source: RefSeq, a predicted model, not a curated record
AAUGUUAGUGGUUUACUCUCACAUGCACUUUCUUAAAAUAUUCACUCUAAUUGCCAGUGUUUCUUUUAAAAUGCCUUUUAAAGGUUUCAAGGAGUGUUGGUAGAUGCCAACAGAAAGGAUAAUUUCGUUUAAAAGGAAGAAAAAUAGAGUAGGGUAGGAGCUCUCUAAACACAGGAAGUGCAUAAAAUUUUGCAGGUGCUKUUCCAUCAUUUUCUUUUUUAAUUUUAAUCACAUUAAAAACCUUUGACUUUGCAUAAUUUCUAUUGAAAACUGGAUUGUACAGAUGUCAGUGGCCUUAAAAAUUACUAGGACUGCUUACACAAUACACUGUAAGGAGGGCUGGCAAGGUUUUGGCCAUGGGCAUAAAAAAAGACAUUUGGACUUCGAUAAUUGUUGAGGUCUGGAGUGGUCUUCCCCAGCCUCCCAGUCUGUUCCUCUGUACUGCUGGUGGCUUCAGUUAAGUGUUAUAGAUUAGAACUGUGUGAAGAUGAUGAAGAGAGUUUAGCUCAUAACUGCUAAGGUGUCCUUAACAUUUACUCUAUGUAAGGGAAUCAUUGAUACCAAACAAUUCUGCUGACAGCAUGAGAGUUUGUAGGCUGUCCAUGCAGCAGAAUAUACAAAAAAAUGGUUACAGGUUUCCCAAGGGAUGUAUCCUUGUCCCUAACUGCAGCCAUCCCACCCUGUUACAUUAUGUUUAUAGCAGUGAAUUGAAAUGUGCAUACAUAUGGCAAUUAAGUAUUCCAAGCACUUCCUCCCUCCCAAAAGAACCCACAAACAAAACUAACUAAACAAAAAAUGAACCCACAAAUGUAAAUUCUUUGUCUUUCUUUUAGGGAGAUGACAAUUACAGCAGAGAAUAACAGGUAGAUUUCUGUGUUAUGACAUUUUUGAUAGGCACUGUGUAAGAGAGGAGUAGAAUUCAUUAAUCCUUUCCCCUUAACUGCAAAAGGAGAAAGUUACAAAGUGAUUUGGCUUUGGUUUGUUCAAUCUUCAACCUUUCUAUGCACAUUUCAAACCAAUUUAUUUGUCACACCCUGUGGUGGGUUUUUUUCCCCUCUUAAUCUGAUCUGUAACUCUGAUGCUGCUUUUUGCCCUGCAAUCAUGGGCAGAAGCCUAGAGGACAGUGAGCUCUCUUAAAAUGCCUUCCUUGCCCCGCAGUUCAGUAAGUCCAUGGGGAGUUGAAAACAUAGCAAUUGUGUGGCAGUCAAAUGGUCGUCUCUGAAGUUAUGUUCCACUGGAUUUUAACCAGAAAGGUCAGGAUGACCAAUCCUGGGAGUACCAAUUGUAGCAACCUCCAUAGCAACUGGGAAACACUGGCAGCAAAAGGCUUCCUGUGUCCAACAGGCAAAAGGGUGAGAUUUCUGCAUUCAGACUAAAUCCACGUGGACCAGAUACGCUGUUACCAAUAGCUGGUGAGUCUGAAGUACUUCUAUGUCAAAUUUCUUGGAAUUACCCAGAAAAAACAGCAUAAUUGCCUAUGUCAGUGUACUGUUUUGUGAAGAAAUAGGGACCCUACUCUCAGCUGAAUGGUGUUAAAUUGGGCUUUAAUGUGGAAGUGAUAGAUGCCUUUCUUUGAAAAAUAUUAGAUUCCAUUUUGUUUUGGUUUAUAACAGGAGAGUUUGUUCAGUUGUGAAACAAGUGGAUAUAUUGUGUUGAUUUGGUGACUUAAAGAUGGAUUUUGUAGCAGUUAAUCCACUCUUCUUGCUGGAUUUGCUGUGCUAGUUUUCUGAAAUUAUGUAUAUCUGGGAGUUCAUAAAAAAGACUUUCAGAUCAUAUUUCUUAGAUAAGAGACAAAAUAUAAUCUAAACAUAAGUGCUUAAACUUCAUUUUGUAAAAUAAAUUAAGCACUUAAAAUUUAGAUGUGGUUGAAUUUCUAUGCAAAUUUCAUCUUAAAUGUUUCUAAGCAAUAUUUAAAAAGAAAAAAAUUAAUGGAAGCUUGUCUUCUACAUCUUUUGAAAUUACCAGAGAUAGCAUCACAUCAUCGAUCUUACUGUGACAGCCUUUGAAUAGUUAUCACUUGUCACAUCUGAGCAUCUCAUUCUUUCUCUUUGCAAGCUAUAAUCCUACUGUUAAUAAAACAUGAUAGGACAGCUGAAAAAUCAAAAUAUUUCCUCUUAAUACAUCACUAUAAAUAAAUAACAGGAAAAUGUAAUCUACCAUUGCAUUCAAAACCUGUCACGUUUACUCAGCUUGUCAACUUCAGCCAUAAUUUCUGUCUCGGCUUGUAAAACGGGGAAGGUUUGGCUGGGUCUAUGUACAAGAAAGCUUUAAAGGAGAGUUAGGUAUAAGAAAAGAGAGUUGCGUGGUACAGAGGGACAAAUGUUGGAGGGAGGCGAAAGUGAUUCUUCUCUGGGGGGAUUUGCACAGCAAAUUUGUACAGUAUUUGUAGUUUCCUUGGGUGUAUCUGCCCCUUCACCAGGUUAGGAUUUGGGUGAGUGAAGAUCACUGAAAUCAGUGAUAUGAGUUUAUCUGGCCAAAUGCCAGUCUGAGUAUUUUUGAUUCAGUGUUUUCAAACAAAAACAAACAAUUAAUCAAAAUCACUUUUUCUUGAGGUACACUGGACAGCAUUUGCUUGUGUUAGAAAUGUCAAUAUGUUGUCUCUUCCAGCAGAUCACAGCUGAAUCCUUCAGGUAGCAGCUUUUCCAAUAAUGGCUUGUUUGGAAAGGUCCCUGCCCAGGAGUUACAGGUAUUGCAGUGUGAGGCCAGCUCUGGACAAGUUCUCAUGUUCCAGUGUCAUAUGUACAGUUAACCCCUGCUGCAGAAGCUCUUUUGUAAUGUAUCCUGCCUGGAUCGCUGAGCCCCUCAGCCCCCCGAGGUGCCCAUGGAUUAGCCACUCCCUCGCCUGCCCUGGCCUGGCACAGAAGAGACUGGAGGGAUCAGGGGGCAUUGACAGCAACGUGCCUGUGCUGGUGAGAAGGGAACAAGAUAGAUUUUAUUACUGUGGUACAGUAAAAGAGGAGAUAAAAAGUGAAAGAGGCAUGUUCCUGGUAGAGUUGGCCAAACCACUUGUGUCACAUGGAAGGCAACCAGUGCGUGUGCAAAAAACAGCAAAAGAUGACAUCCUGGAAUAUGUAAGCGGGAUGAAGCACUCCUUACUCCCUGGAGACAGAGUGCUGGCACCCUGGGAGCCAGAUGGGGCCAGGUAUGGCCCAGGAACUGUCCUCACAGGCAUUGAAYGAGACCCCUUACGAGGUAAGAAAGAUGAAGAAAUUAUGGUCCAGUUCUGGAAUGACAAGCAAGUGAAAGUGCCCCGUGGUGUGGCUCUGUGGAUCCCUCCUAGCCUGUGGGAGAGGAUUGUGGAGAUGAUCCACAUGCUCUUCACCAGCAGGGUGAAGCCCAGACCAAGUCAGGCCACCAACUCCUCUAUUUUUCCUGGCAGUCCUAAGCCAGCCCUGAUUCCUGUUUGUGUUGCACAGAGCCUUGCCAAGCACUGCUUGCUCUGCUCUCCCUGCUGGCCACAUCUCCACCACCACUGUGAUGGUGCUAUSUGCUGCUUAUCAGCCUGUGUAAGGUGCUUCUGCUGCUGCCAACCCUGUGGUGGUGCCUGGUGGCCUUUUCCCUCCAGGUCUUUGGUCUUUCAGGACAAAUCUGAAAAGGCAGAGUCCAGCAGUGAGCCCUCUCCAUGCCUUCUAGAACUGAAAGACACAAACCAAGGAGAAACUGCAGCUGUGGCUUCUCCCUCUUCUGAUUCAGAGUGGGACCCGAAGCCAUCCCCCGCCAAGAAUACUCUGGGGGACAGUGCUGUUAACACAGGCCCCAGCUGUCUUGAAAAGCCCAACCUAAAGGAUUCUGCAAGACCUGAGGGGAAGUACUGGAAAAGAAGCUGCCACAAGUCCCAUUCCAGUAAUUCAGAACCUGGAAGUUGUAGCAGCACAUCUACCAAGGGUCAGCUGGAAUCCAAAGCCAUCUCCACUGGGGACACAUCCAGCGUGGUCCUAUCUAAUCAGAGCACAAUGUUUAAAACCAUCAAGCAGCCUCCCAGAGGGCAACUCACAGUGAAUGAAAUCCUAAGAGACCAAGAUUUCAAGCCAUCAUUGAGGGAAGAAGGCUUUGCAGCAUCAGAAAAACAAAGAYACAAAGCGGUAUCAGAUGAUAAAUGUAAAGCGACUUGUGUUGGAGAGGACAAACCUGAUGUUAUAAAUUCUGUCAGAGCUCCCUUGCAACAAAGCAGAGAGAGACAUGAUCAACCAGAAUUCAGUACAUCAACAACUGAUCAAGUUCAGGGGCUGAAAUUUCAGAAAUGACUGAAACCAUACUGUCCUGACUGACGCAUAAAUGUGGAAGUCAUCCACUGCUUGUUCCAACUCUACUACUCUUAAAAGGGCACAAGAUAGACCCACAGAAUAAUUUAGGCUGGAAAACACCCUUAGCAUCACGGAGCCCAACUGUAAACUUGGCACUGCCAAGUCACUGAUAAGGAUGAGUCUCUCUACAGUUUGUUUCAUCCGGUGCAAAACUCCAUUCUGCCCCAGUUGUUUUAGGAUUGACUGGUUACUGUGUACAUAGUGCUUUGAAAUGAUAAAGGAGUUGCUUAAGAGCUGAUCACUUGCUGUGCUGAAGUACUGUUCUCUCUAAUUUAAUUGCAGACUUAGACUCUGUCAUUAGCCCUGCAGACACUGAGCUCCCUGAUACAACAGAUCCUGAAGAGCACAGACUGCAAUGGAAUUCUCAGAGCCUACAGUGCAGUAUUUGGGCUGCAGGGCUGUGUUCGCAAGGAUGGGCUGGCAGAGUUGGCUCCCAGUGUGCCCACCCAGUAGAGCAGUGACACCUGCCAGCCAGASCCAGCAUGAGACCAGUGGAGCUGUGCAUCUGUAUGCUGUACCUCUCAGUUUCUGCUCAUCACAAAGAACUGAGCCCACACUCCUUAUCCCRCAGCAACAUCCCAAAUUGAGUUUGACCUGGUUUUGUUUGGGAUGGAGCUAGUUUUCCUCCUAGGAAAGGAGGAGUUGGCACUGUGCUGUGUUUUGGAUUUAGUAUGAGUAUAGUGUUGAUAAGAAACUGAUGUUUUGGUUAUUACUCAGUAGUGCUCACCCUGUGUCAAGGAUUUUUCAGUGUCUUAUGCUCUGCCAGUGGGGAGGUGCACAAAAAGCUGAGAAGGAGCUGGUCUGUGAUAGCUGACCCAAACUAGCCAAAAGAAAAUUCCAUACCCUAGCAUGUCGCAUAUAUAAUCUGUGAAAGUUGGCUGGGGGGCUGACUUCUCUUCAGGGACUGGCUGAGCACUGCUCAGUGAUUGGGUGCAUCACUUAUUCUCCUUUGGUUUUAUUUCUCUCUCCCUUUUCAUUACAAUUACUGUUGUUAUCAUUAGUAUUACCAUAUUUUCCUUUGUUUCAAUUAUUAAGCUGUUCUUAUCUCAACCCACGAGUUUUAUUUUCUCCAAAUUCUCCUCCCCAUCCCAGCAAGAGAGGCGGGCAGGGAGGGAGUGAGCUGUAAGGCUCUUAGUUGCUGGCUACGAUUAAAUCACAAAAGUGGGAGGGGUUAACUCUAUAUUCAAAACGCAUGACACAAAGCAUUUCUUCACUCGAGAUUCAAACUCUCCCYGAUUUCCAGCACCCAGAUCAGGCUAUCAGCCAGCAUGGGUGGUUCUUAUUCCCCUGAUGACAACAAAGGGUUACUAUGUCACAAGGCCAUUCCCCAGCAGGGAUACUUUGGAGCACUGGAAACCUUCCACUCCUUGUGACACAAUGUAAUUGUGAUGUCACCUGACAUUUCUGUCUCUCUAACCACACUGUAUUUCCACCGAGAAAURAAAAAACCUUUUGCUAAAAUCUACCGUGCUAUGAUACUGUCUAUAGAAAAUGCUGAUAGUGGUGUUUAUCAGCCAAGGUGGUGGCAGCUCUGCCCGUCAGGACAACACCGGUAAAAUGUACCCUACCACACGAUGCUAAACGCCCCAAAUUUCUUCAUCUCGGCCGGCACCACAGGCUCACUAGCUGAACCCUUGCCAUACAAUGAGCAAACCUGCAGUCUCAUUUCUGCAGAAAGAGUAGUGCCAAGAGGGCCCU